Molecule: messenger RNA, 4679 nt
Organism: Meleagris gallopavo (turkey)
Lineage: Eukaryota; Metazoa; Chordata; Aves; Galliformes; Phasianidae
Source: RefSeq, a predicted model, not a curated record
GAGGCUCUGUCUUCUUCCCCAUGUGUCUGCAGCUGUGCAGGGCCCCGUUGUGUCCUGGAGAAGGGGCUCUCAGCUGUCCCACACUGUCAGCCAAGCAGAAUGUGUUGCAGGGAGCACUGUGCCACGGAGGACUAAGAAAUGUUGGGGUGACUGUAGGGCACUGGUGAGUGGAUGUUGGCAUCCCAAAGCCAAGGGCAUGGAGAGCUGCAGUACCCCUGGUGGUGGGAUACCCCUGGUGAUCACUCCCAGCCUUUUUGACAAGCACAAUUAAAAGCAAAUGAAGGAGAAAGCUGAAGGCAUGCCACUGGGAGUGGCAAGAGAGCUGCAUCACUAGACAGUGCCUCCUGGAAGGAGACCCUACGACUGCUCCCACGGCCUCAGGACGUGUCCCUGCUCCCACAGCUGAUCACUGGGGCAGGUGAGGGGAACAGCUGCUCUGCAGCUCACACUGCUUCAGUGAGACCAUUGUGGAGAUCGCCCUGCCACGUUCCCAGACACGUCCAUGCCCUGCUGCUCAUUCAGCAUCAGCUUUAACCUCCUGCAUUUCUGCUGCAUCGCGGAUUCUCUUCACCAGGACAAAGCACUCGUGCACACGGUGCCAGAUGGACAGUUCCAGUGUGGUUGCCACAGCCCCAGGGUGCUGUGAGCAGUCAUAAUGGUGGCAUCACCCUGUCUCCAGGUUUGGCCAUACAGGUGAACCCCUGAGCAACCAGCAGCAGCCCCGGAGCCAGCAGCAUUCAUGUCUCACCUCUGCACAUCCCACACCUGAGCGAGUGCUGCAGUGAGCCUGGCUCUUCCGUGUCACCAGGAUGUCACUGCACUGGCACUGGCUCUGACAGCACUGGGGUCCGGCACUGCAACCUGCUGCAUCUUUGGCUAAGGAGCACCCAGGAAGGAGCCCACUGCACCCACAGCACCGUGCAGGUGCUGAAAGCCUUCAAACCUGAACACGCCAGCCCUGGGCUUAAAACUAUGUGACAUGCUAUUUGUAUGCAAAUAACUUUCAGAAUGCAGAAGUCCAAAAAUAUCAUUUUAAAGUCAACUAUAAUUAAGUUUGCAAUGCAUUUCCCAGCUCCUGCAGCUCUGGGGAUCCCGCCGUUAACACAAAGAUGAAUGUGUGGAUGACAUUUCUCCCCCUCGCACGGUUUUGCUGGUGAUUUAUUUAUCUAUUCGGGCUGGGUUUUGUUGUCUCAGCAGUCUCUGUUGUUCAGGAGCAGCGAACACUGGGAGUCCAUUUAAAAAGAAAACAACUCCUGUCUCAUUUCCGUAAUUUAUUAUGCGGAGAUUUUGUGUUUUUCAUAAUUGAUUAGAACCUGUAAUUUCAUUUUUUAAAUACGUGGACCUAUUAGCUCACGUAAUGAAAGUCUAACAAGCCUGAAGAUGAGCCAUUAAUGAAACAGCAGUUUUAUGAUUCUCCAACAAUAUAUUGUAACGGCAGUUCGCUUAUAAAGCUGUCCUGCACUGAUUUACACCGAAACUUGUUUGUGAUAUGGAGAUAGCAGCAGUGGUGCCUGGCACUAAAUUAGCACUUCCUGACAGUCAUUAAACAAUGGGAAUCAUAAUCUGGAUUUAUGGGGUUUGGAGCAGAGCAGUAGGAAAGUCCAAUUAAGCCACGGCUGUGCUCAGGUACCUAUGUAAAACAUCUCUAUUAAUUUAUGCUAGCGAAUUAGUUCUCUUUCAAACAAAAGAACUGGAGAAGAGCAGGUGAGGGUUGCAAGGCCAGCAGCACCGUGCCCAGAUGAGUCCUCUCUGGGCAGCGUCUGCUGUUGGGUUUCUGACUGCAGCUCACACCCAGUGCCAGGGGCUGAGGACAUUGCACCGAGGACCCUGCGGUGGGUGCUGGGCUGAAGGUUCCCCCCCAGAAGGUCUCUGCUUGCAGCCAGCAGGCGGGUGCAUCUUUCCACACAUGCUGCAGUAUACCAGGAAGAGGCAUGGCCAUGCAGGGUUAUCCCAUGAAUAAAGCAGUGCCUGUGCUCUCCAGUGGAACGGCUGCAGGCAGGGCUGCUGAUGUUUGCUUUCUGUGACUGCUCCUGUCCUGAGGCUUUGCUGGGCGAGCCCACACAUCAAUAGAUCCAACUCUAUUAAGAUGACUGCUGCACCAGCUCCUCCUGUGCCUCGCUGCCCUGGUUCCCUUGCACUCCCGUGCAGCCACAUGGCUGUGCCUAUCCUGUUGCAGGAGCCCCGGGGCCCACGACCCCCACGCCGAGCAGCUGCAGCCAGGUCCCCGGCUGCAGCAUGAAGGGUUUGUUGCCAGCAAAGCCUUCCUGGAGGCACAUCUCAGAGCUCACGGUAAAGCUCUCCCCAGGCAACGUCUGUUUGUGCCUUACAGCUCACAACUGAAUUGUAAUCAGCGAGCCACUAACUUCCACUGCAGAGUGGAAGAAGUAACAGAUGCUUUUGAGCAAUAAACAUAAUUGAAACAUGAAGUGCCUGUGAGCACAGCAGGCCCUUGGGGUGCACUCCCCAGUGCAUGCCCAGAGCACUGGGCAGUGCUGCAGCCAUCUGUGUCCAGCAUCAUUUUAUCCUCAUUCCUUCCAAAGCCCUGAAGGUGGAAGAGAGGCUUUUCUGCUCACAGCCCAACCAAAAGGAUGCCAUCAGUACAAGUGUAGUCCCAGACCCCUCAGUCAGACUUUGGGUCCCCCUCUCCUCGAUCCCCAGCGGUGCUGCUGUUGGCAGUGCUCCCAUAUGCCCUGUGCUGUCACAGUGGCACUGAGCCCCAGGGGGCUUGUGCCAGCUCCUGGCACAGCGCAGGCACCCUGCCCUCCUGCUGCAAUGGAUCUAAUGGUUGACUCUGGUAGUACAAGGCCAAUUUAUAAAUCUUUCCGUCCCAUUAGAUUUUAUUUGAUUUGGAUGUUCACGCGUCAAAGCAAAUGAUUUAAUUAGCGCUAAGCGGGGCUGCCUGCCCCAGCGCUUCCAGCCCUGCGGUCUGCCUUCACCCAGAGAUGGGCUCCAGGGCUGUGUGGGGCUGCUGGGGACCAGGCAUAGGUGGGGACAGCUGUGAUCCCAUGGAGUGAGGCUGCACUUGGGGCUGGCACUCGGCCCUCACUGAUGGUGCCCAGCAGAGCCAUAGAGCAGUGAUGGCAGGGGCAACUGCAACAGUUCCAGAAGGAGCAACUGUAAUUUCUUUUGGGAAUGGCAACCAGUGUAGCAAUGAAUAUGUGAUGAAUGGACUGGGGGCUCCACAGAGAUUUUCUCAUGGUUAAUGCCAUGGCAGGGGUCAGGGCAGACGGUUGCAGGGUGAACUCACACAUUGCCCCGAAGCUGGUGAAUUCAGCACCAGUGGAGAUGGAGCUGCCACAGCUACUGCAUGGCACCUCUCCAGGGCAGUGCCCUCCCCUCUGUCCUGCAUAGCUCUGGGCCCUUGGGGCUGAGCAUCCCAGGUAGGUGCAGCCCCGCAGGAGCUGGGACAGGACAUGGCUGGGGCAGCCCCUGCAGCACUACAGGAGGGAGCUGUGUCCUCCUAACCUCCGGUCCUGCUGGGAAAGGACACCCUGCCAGCCUGGUUCUGCUCCUCACCACCUCAUUCUCUGCUUGCAGGAGCCUGAUGCCACGCACACUCGACAGCCAGAUCACGGUGGAGAAGACCCCCAGUUACUUUGUCACCAAGGAGGCCCCACGGCGGAUUUUCAACAUGUCACGGGACACCAAGCUGAUCGUGGUGGUGCGCAACCCCGUCACCCGCGCCAUCUCGGACUACACGCAGACGCUCUCCAAGAAGCCCGACAUCCCCACCUUCGAGGGGCUGUCCUUCCGCAACCGCAGCCUGGGGCUGGUGGACACCUCCUGGAACGCCAUCCGUAUCGGGAUGUACGCUGUGCACCUGCAGAGCUGGCUGCAGUACUUCCCCCUCUCUCAGAUCCACUUUGUCAGUGGGGAGAAGCUGAUCACCGACCCGGCUGGGGAGAUGGCCAAGGUGCAGGACUUCCUGGGCAUCCGGCGGGUCAUCACUGACAAGCACUUCUACUUCAACAAGACAAAAGGCUUUCCUUGCCUGAAGAAAACAGAGAGCAACAGCUCACCGCGCUGCCUGGGCAAAUCCAAGGGGAGGACUCACGUGCAGAUAGACCCCGAGGUGAUAGAGCAGCUUCGGGACUUUUACAGACCUUACAACAUCAAGUUCUAUGAAACAGUCGGGCAGGACUUCAGGUGGGAAUGAGCAGCCGGGAGCAGAGCUGCGGUGACAUGAGCUGCAGUCUUCCACGGGGCAAUGGAGGGGGCAGGGCCAGGACCUGCACAUCUCCAUUCUUCCUGCAGCCGCAGCAUGGCAGGAGGGGGCCAGGCUGUUGCGGGGUGAGCAGGGCCAGGACCACAGUGUCCCACAAGUGUCACAGGUGCUGCCAUCCCAGUGCACAGCUGUGUAGUCCUAUGUGUUGGUGCUGUGGUGAUGGCCCCACUUCCAGGGUAUGUCCUCCUCAGCACCCCAAAGGGACCCGGGCACCCAGAACAGAGGAUGUGCCCAGGGCAGGCAGGGCUCUGCUGCCCACUGCCUUCUAUCCCUGCAGAGCAGUGUGGCUCAAGAGGGUGAGAUGUAUCUGCUUGAAUCAAAACGUCUUUGAAACAUGUUGUACCAAUAUUUUGUCCUGUGAAUAAAGCACAGAAUCCUGCUGUUACGGGUACUUUAGUGGCACUAGUGUCCUUGUUCAGCAUGUGAUCCCUUGUGUAAAUAAAAGAGGCUACCA